CAUGAUGGUCGCACCAGGACAUCUAAUUUCUGUCUUCCCACUGGCGGAAUUGAAAAAAAGGCUGCCGAGGCAGAAAAGGAAGAGGGAAAUGAUCUUUUGAUCAGAGCGGGCUUUCUCCGCCAGGCUUAUUCAGGCAUCUUUCAUAUGCUUCCACUGGGUCUGCGCGUGCAGGACAAAUUGGAAAGACUGAUUGAUACGCAAAUGCAGUCCGUAGGCGCAUCAAAGGUGUCUCUGUCGUCGUUAUCAUCCCAAGGGCUGUGGGAAAAAACUGGCCGCUUAAAAGGCGGGUCAGAGUUUUUUCGACUUCAUGAUAGGAAAGGAUCUCGGCGUAUUUUUGAUGCGCUAAAAGUGCCUUACUUAGUUGCUACUGCCGAUUCUGGCAACAUGGGUGGCAGCCUGAGUCAUGAGUUUCAUCUCCUCAGUCCAAAGGGGGAGGAUACCCUUGUCAGCUGUUCUGGAUGUGACUACGUCUAUAAUGAGGAAGUUUCAGACGGACACGACCUGACCAGAAACAAACCUAGUCGUCUUGAUCAGGCUGAGCCUUCCAAUACUGGCGUUGGUGCUCGAGAACCCCCAGCCAUAGCAACAGCACUCUGGACUGCCGUUUCUCAUGAUAAAAAAACCUUGGUCAGAGCCUGGUACCCCAAGUACUCAGUCCAGAAGAACUUUGAGAGUGGGCAAAAAGAAUCCGACUCAGACCUAGGAACAGAACCCGUCGAAAGAGAAAUAAAUUCCCAUGCCGUCAAAGCCCUGGCCAAGGCAGCCGGGAUUGAUCUGAACACCAGUAUAAAAAACGCAGCCCACGUGUGGUUCCAAGAUGUGACGAGCGACACUCCCAGCGAUUCACCAACCAAGCAUGCCAUCUUGGACCUGUUUGAUUCCCAUGUCGUCUCAUACAACCACCCGCCUCUGAGUGGCUUGCCUGAAACAUCCCAACCUUUCAAACACCCCGUCCAAUUCUCAAAGCUUGAUAGCUUCCCUGGGACAUCGGACGGUCUCGACCUCACGCGAACUGUUGAUGGUGACAAAUGUCCCAAGUGUGCUGAGGGAGUUUUGCGCACGCACAACGCGAUCGAGAUGGGUCAUACAUUCCAUCUCGGAACCCGGUACAGCGAAAUCCUUGGGGCCAGUGUCCCAGCGGACCCAUCCAGGGCAGAAAAUAAUUCGCAGGCUGAGAAAGAGGUCCGUGUAGUGCCGAUGCAAAUGGGCUGUCAUGGAAUCGGCGUGUCUCGCAUGAUCUCCGCCGUCGCAGACACACGCGCUGACACCCAGGGCCUCAACUGGCCAAGGGCAAUUGCACCGUACGAGAUUAUCAUCAUCCCCACCAAGGGUCUUGAUUCAGAAGCCGAGCAAAUCUACGAUCUUCUCAAGUCGACAACAGACACUAGCGAUGUCAUCCUCGACGAUCGCGCGAAGCAGGUCGGUUGGAAACUCAAAGACGCGGAUCUUAUUGGGUUCCCCAUUGUCAUCGUCGUUGGAAAGGCGUGGAAAACAAACCAGGAGGUCGAAGUGCAAUGUCGACAACUAGAUGCGACCACCACAGAAAAUAAAAUGGCAUCCCCCGCAUCUGCCUCUGGAGGUGCUCCCCCAGGCUCCAUCGACGUAAACACCCUGUCCGUGCCCCAACUUCGCAAUCUGCAAACCCGUCUCAGCUCCGAGCUCGAACAUCUCACCAACUCACACGCGAAACUGCGCUCUGCGCAGUCCAAAUUCAAGGACUGCGUCCGAACAAUUGGCGAUGGUGUUACUGGACGGAAAGAUGCGCCUGGUGCUGGCGGUGAUAAUAUCCUGGUGCCAUUGACGAGUUCGUUGUAUGUCAAGGGGAAAUUGGCAGAUAGGGAAAAGGUCAUUGUGGAUGUUGGAACUGGGUUUUAUGUUGAGAAGACUACUGCCAAGGCCACCGAAUUCUAUAAUGCAAAGGUCAAGGACCUCGAAGCGAAUCUGACGGACUUGGAAAAGAUCCUACAAGGAAAGAGUGGCAAUCUACGAGUCAUCGAAGACACGCUUCGACAAAAAGUCAUGAGCGGUGAAGCUGUUCCUACCUCUGCUGGUUAA
Molecule: messenger RNA, 2055 nt
Organism: Talaromyces rugulosus
Lineage: Eukaryota; Fungi; Ascomycota; Eurotiomycetes; Eurotiales; Trichocomaceae
Exons: 9
Biological process (GO): prolyl-tRNA aminoacylation
Cellular component (GO): mitochondrion
Molecular function (GO): proline-tRNA ligase activity
Source: RefSeq, a predicted model, not a curated record